AUGGCACCCGUCGAGAAUGCGAAGAGCAACUCGCUGCCUAUUGCCAUUUUCGGCGGCCAGAUUGUUCUCGUUACAGUACUCACCGCAAACGUCCUCCUUCAGGCCCGACGCGCCGCCAAAUCCCUCUCACCUUCCACACGAACGCGCCUGCAAAACUCGAUACGCCGUCGCAAUGCUAUCGUCUUCUCACUGCUAGCUGCCGUAUCGCUCGCUUCUGUAGGCAGCUUCGCCUUCAUCUGGCGCGCCAUUUCCUAUGUGCGCUGGGCUGAGAACAAACACUACGACACCCCGAACAGCAUUCUGAAUGGCUGGUCCGCCACCGGCACGGAAGCGCGCUGGCACCUGGGCGAUUGGAUCUCGGACAUUGAUCUCGUGCGCGAGUUUGACAGCGUUGGUAUUAUGAAGCCCGAAGGAUUCUUGUACACGAGUCAGUACUUUGUUGGACUGCUUGCAGCUGCCAUUUUCAUGGGCGCAGAAGGCCGCAGGCGCAAUCUCUCCACCUCCACCAUCGCAUCCUUUGUCCUUCUCUGUUCGCUUGGAAGCCUGGGAUUCUCCUUGAGUUUGUUCUUCGUCACCAUCCUCUAUACGCCCACGACAGUGCGCAGAGAUGACUCACCAAAGCACGAUGCCUUCUUCACACCAUCCCCCAUGGUCUACGAUUUGGGAAUCGUCGUAUCCCUGGUGACACUGAAUUCGUUCCCCGAGCUGAUUUCCGAGUAUGGCGACAAGAGCAUGCUACGACUGAGUUAUUUGGCUAUGCCGUUGUUCUUCGCAUUCGCGCCCCAAAUUGUGCCCGUAAGCCUCGGAGAGCAGCAUACAUCCAAGGUGGCUGCUCAUCGCUCGUACGCAAAGGUCUUCUACGUGCUCUCGCUGGCCUCGUUAUUGUUAUACUGGCGCAUCUUCAUCACCACCAUCUUCAUGUCCACACCAUCAAAGCAUACCCACGUCUGGGAUCUUUUCCACAACUCACACGGGAGGAACACACCAAAUAGGGUCCUCGCUGGCAUUAGCAUCGCAGGUCAGCGACUGAAGGUCAUCAGUAAGCAUCCAGCCAUCAGUGUUACCAGUCUCGAUGUGCUCUUCACCACCAUCGCUCUGUUGACAUGGACCUUCACUCGGGACUUGGACGUGGACUACCUUCUAGAAAGCAGUGUUUUCUCCUUCCUGGCGUCGAGUCACGAGAAACGUGUGAAUUUCAAGGAUGACCUCACGAGGCUUAUGGAAACCGAACCUGCAGCCCCAGUUGAGACUACGACUCCAAAGAAACGUGGCCGUCCAUCCAAGAGCGCUGUUGCGGCUGUGAACGGCGUCUCUUCUGCGGCAUUAGCUGUAUCUGGCUCGCUCAGACGAAGCUCGCGGAGAAAGGCUGGCAGUGGAGACUAUGACACAGAGCCACUUGCACGUGGCACUGAUCACGACUCGGAUGGUGAUUUGACCUAUCAGCCGUCCGAAGAGACUAGACAAGCAGUGGCAGAGACGGAGGCCGAUGGUGCCAUGGUUGAUGGAGAUGUUGUUCAUGCAGGAGAGUCGACUGCGUUGGCACUCUUCUUUGCCAUGAUGGGCGGUGUGGGACAAUUGGCGUCAGCUGUGCUUGGGGCGGAGGUGACUGGCCCAUGA
Molecule: messenger RNA, 1617 nt
Organism: Plenodomus lingam JN3
Lineage: Eukaryota; Fungi; Ascomycota; Dothideomycetes; Pleosporales; Leptosphaeriaceae
Source: RefSeq, a predicted model, not a curated record